Molecule: messenger RNA, 399 nt
Organism: Eruca vesicaria subsp. sativa (arugula)
Lineage: Eukaryota; Viridiplantae; Streptophyta; Magnoliopsida; Brassicales; Brassicaceae
Source: the annotation of a GenBank genome assembly
AUGAUUUUCUCUUUACAGAAUGCAGUUGUGUUUCCGUACAUAUCUUGUACCGGAAAUAAUGAUGUAAUAGCUGAAGUGAAGUUCAUAAGGGAUGAUGAGAAGAAGGAUGAACGAGUGAACAAAAUCAUGGCAAUGUUAGACACAAAAGCUGAUUGGAGUAAAGUCGUUUGGGAAACCGAGCAACCAAUACUGCCUCAAGAGGAAGAUCAUGCAGUUGUGGCCGAUGAGGAAGAUCAUGCAUUUGUGGCUGAUGAUAAAGCACCAUCUGAAAAGGAUGAACCGGUUGAGCCUGUUGUGAAAAGAAGUGUCAAGAGAAAGGUGAAGGAUCCCGCAUCAACAAGUCCUACUCCUUCGAAAGUAAAAAGCCCUCGUCCUCAGCGAAAGGUAAACAAGAAAUGA